This is a messenger RNA of Parnassius apollo (apollo), 2259 nucleotides long. Lineage: Eukaryota; Metazoa; Arthropoda; Insecta; Lepidoptera; Papilionidae. The record is from the annotation of a GenBank genome assembly.
AUGGGUAAAAAAGUUAGAGAAUAUAAAUCCGGCGACUUCAUUUUCGCAAAAGUUAAGGGUUAUCCAGCAUGGCCCGCUCGAGUGCAAAGAUUGAAUGGGAAAAAAUAUUUUGUGUAUUUCUAUGGCACAGGGGAAACGGCAAAUCUCCCACCUAAUAUGAUUUUUGACUAUGCUGAAAACAAAGAUAAGUUUCUUACAAAAACUGUAAAAAGGAGAGAUUUUAAUGAUGGUGUUAAGCAGAUUGAACAUGAUUUUGCAAACAAUGUACCACUGGAGCAAGUUGUUGGAAUUUCUGCCACAUUAUCGGAAGACACAGCAGCCAAUGACACAUUAAAUGAGUCUGCAGCAAAUGAUACAAUAGAUGACUCUGCUAUAGGAGAGGCUGACACAACAGAUGUCAAUGAUACUACCACUGAGGAUACCACUGCACAGAAUGAGACUGGCGUGGAUGAUUCUGAUGAUACCGGUGGGCUGGUUAUUGACGAGGGCAAGAAGGGUCGCAAGUCCACGCCAAAAGUACCUUCAACUCCUGCCAAACCUGCGAAAGAGCCUAGGACACCACGUGGAAAGGCAAAGAAGGAAGAAGCCAAGGAAGAGGAAGAAGAGAAGAAAGAAGAAGAGAUAAUCAGUAGGAGCGGUAGGAAAAUACGACCGAAGAGGUAUUUAGAUGAACAGACAGAAGAAAAUUCAACUUUACCAUCACCGGCACCAAAGAAACGUCGCGGUGCAUCACCGACAGCAUCCACUGACAAAGAAAAGGAGAAAGAAAAGGAAAAGUCUGAGGCAGGAGCAGUUAAGGAUAAAACUGAGAAGUAUAAACAUUUCAAUGGUGUUACACAGAUGGAACUUGAAGAUUUAAAAGAACCAUUCACCCAAGAAGAUCCAGACAAGGAAAAUAUUCUAAUCACCUACCUCCCUGAUGGGCAAUAUGUUGGAAUAAGGCUGUUCCAAUCUCGGCCUACAAGUUUCAAGAACGAAGCCGCCAGGUUGCAAUGGGACAAGCAAGCCGCAUCUAAUGCAAUCACAUUGAAACUGCAGUUAGAGAGAGGUCAAAUAACAGCACAGUCUGUCUUAGGACAACUAGUGAUGGACCUUCAUUUAACAGAUGAAGAAAAAGCAACAUUGGAUAAAGAAAGAGAAACAGAAGAAAAAAAAUCACGCGUACAGUUCUUAAAAACCGAAAUGAAGCUUAUUGAACUGGAGGCUAAAAUAAAAACAUGUCUUUGUUUGGAAAAGGCAGACACUGAACUGUGUUUGAAGUUGCUGGAUGAGCUGAUGGAACUUGACGUUAAACCAUUAAUGUUGCUGAAACAUCCAACUUGCUUGGAAACUGUAAAGAGAAUGCGUGCAUAUGUUGGUAACACACCGUCUUGGGAUCUAAGUGAGAGCGCCGCAUUGCUGUUUAGCAAACAAGCUCAUCAGAUAAGGAAACAAGCAGAUACUCUGUAUAAAAAUAUGAAGGCAUUAUUUAGGACACAAGAAGAUAUUUCUUUUUGGGAGUCUUUCUCAGAUAGAGUUGUACAAUUUAAGAAAGUUACCUCGAAGCUUACCCCAGAUGAAUUACUUGAAAUGGUGCAUGAACCCUUAGAAAUGUCACUACCUACAUCACAUACAAUGAAGGCAUCCAUUGAGGCUGCUAAUGAGGAGGAUCCUCCAGAAGACGAGAAUAAUUCCAAGAAGAAAACUACUCCAGUUAAAGCCAAAAAACAAAAUGGAACACCAUCAAAACCUCCACUUAAACGACAGUCGUCUAGAAAACAACAACAAGAAGAAAAAGAAACAAAUAAAAACACUGAUGAAGCUGCGGAAGAUGAAUCAAAGGAAAAGAAGCGUGACGAAAAGACUAAUGAUGCAAACAAAAAUGAGGUUAAAAAUGCAGAAGAAUCAAAAGAGGAAACCGAAACGAUGGAACAGACAAAGGAAUCUGCAAACAAUAAAGAUACGGACAAUAUAGAAGAACCAAAAGAAAAAGAAAACAGUCCAAGUCCAAAUUCACAUGAAAGUGCAAAAAGUCCAAAAGAGAAUGCAGAACAAAAGACUGAAGAGAAAACGGAAGAAGGUAAAGUGAAGGAAAAGGACAAGGAAAAAGAAAAGGAGAAGGAGAAAGAACAGCAAAAAGAGAAGGAGAAAGAAAAGGAAAAGGAGAAAGAAAAAGAGAAACAAGAAGUUGACGAGCCCAGAGCAAAGCGAUCAAGAGAGAGUAAAAAGACUGAACCACCACCUCCAAGAUCUCCAACUAAAAGGAAAUCUAAAUGUUAA